CUGAUUAUAUUCCUCUCUUGCAUCUCUCUCGCUGUCUUUUCUCUCUCUUUCCUUUUCCUAAUGCUAUGUUUCACCAAUUUUAUUGGUGACCAUGAAAAGAUCAUCAGCUGUUAAUUAUACCAAAGAGUUCAAUACAAAUAGUAUAGAAUGGGAGCUCAGACCUGGUGGUAUGCUUGUUCAGAAGAGACAGCCUCUUCACUCUUCUUCUUCUUCUUCCUCCUCCAUGAUCAACAUCAAGGUCUCUUAUGGUUCUCAUCACCAUCACAGUAUUACCCUCUCUCCACAGUCCACUUUUGGGGAUCUGAAGAGAGCCCUUGAAUCUGAGACUGGUUUGAAGCCUGAGGAACAGAGAUUGAUAUUCAGAGGGAAAGAGAAGGAGGAUGAAGAAAGGUUGGAUAUGGUGGGAGUGAAAGAUAUGUCAAAGAUUAUACUGCUGGAAGAUCCUGCAAGUAGAGACAGGAAGCUUAAGGAGAUUCAGAAGAAUGAAGAUAUCUUAAAAGCUUCUGAAUCAGUUUCCAUUGUCAGAUCAGAAGUUGAUAAGCUAUCAGAAAAGGUGGGUGCUUUGGAGAGAACAGUGAAUGGUGGCACUAAAGUUGCAGAGAAGGAAUUUGUGAUAUUGACAGAAUUGCUGAUGGUUCAGUUGCUGAAACUGGACUCAAUAGAGGCAGAUGGAGAAGCUAAAGCAGAGAGACGAAUCGAGGUACGUCGCGUGCAGGACUAUGUAGAGACACUUGACAACCUCAAGGCAAGAAAUUGUAAUGCUUUUACCAUUGCCAACAAUAAUAAUAAAGCAGUGUCGGUGAGCACCAAAUGGGAGAUAUUUCAAUCAUCCACUACUGUCAUCUCUCACAACUGGGAGCUCUUUGACUAAUAAAUGAUCAUUAAUACAACUCCAAGUUAGUUUAUUAAGCAUUUAUGUACAUUUGUUUCAAUAAUUCAGUAAUAGUUUGCUGGCAAAUGUAUAAGAGUCAUGCCUCAAGAAAUGUAUAUAUAGAUGUAUUUGUGAGUGUGUGUAUAUACACAUAUAUGAUUUUGUAUUGUUUAUUUUAUGAAAACCAGCUAGUUUCCUUUUCA
Molecule: messenger RNA, 1074 nt
Organism: Prosopis cineraria
Lineage: Eukaryota; Viridiplantae; Streptophyta; Magnoliopsida; Fabales; Fabaceae
Product: BAG family molecular chaperone regulator 4-like
Exons: 4
Coding region: 92-871 (259 amino acids)
Biological process (GO): protein stabilization
Cellular component (GO): cytoplasm
Molecular function (GO): protein-folding chaperone binding; adenyl-nucleotide exchange factor activity
Source: RefSeq, a predicted model, not a curated record